This is a messenger RNA of Mesorhabditis belari, 465 nucleotides long. NCBI's taxonomy places the organism in Eukaryota, Metazoa, Nematoda, Chromadorea, Rhabditida, Rhabditidae. The record is from the annotation of a GenBank genome assembly.
AUGGCCUGGCAAACCGGAAUGACCUCGCAAACGGGACAGACAGCAGCAGAUCGAUCGGAGACGCAAAUACAAGUGUCUCCUUCAAAAAUCAUUAUUUUGUCUAACAUGGUCGCUUUAAAGUUGUUCUUCCUCUUCCACAUGGCACUUCUCGGCACGGUCUUGAGUGAAAAGGUGUCGAUGAGAGCCUUUCGAGUACGACAAAAACGAGACACCGAAUCUCUCGGAACGGGUGGCUUGGUGGCGAUUGUCUUGGGGAUUUGCAUGGCGUGCUGCAGCUCCAGUUGCUGUAUCGCGUGUUAUUGGCUUAUCGCAAGGCAACGGCAUAGAAUGGAAUGGCGCCUUCCUGCAGAUUAUAAUUUACAAAACCCACCGAUUUACCCAAGUCUACCACCGAUGUUGGGCGUGGAUUUGUUGUCGGCACCCGAUCAAACGCACGAAUCGAGCACGUACCCAUCAAAAAAAGAU